Hyaena hyaena (striped hyena) is the source of this 2951-nucleotide messenger RNA. Its product is annotated as tetratricopeptide repeat protein 39B-like. NCBI's taxonomy places the organism in Eukaryota, Metazoa, Chordata, Mammalia, Carnivora, Hyaenidae. Gene Ontology annotation, biological process: regulation of cholesterol metabolic process; negative regulation of cholesterol storage; cholesterol homeostasis. Bases 777 to 2543 code for a protein of 588 amino acids. The transcript has 4 exons. The record is from RefSeq and is a predicted model, not a curated record. Gene Ontology annotation, molecular function: protein binding.
GUUCGCGCUUAUAUAUGCGGCGGCUGGGUCUCUCUACGCAUGCGUCAUUUCGACGUUCUGCGCGGCACAAAGGAGCAGGGCGGAAACAGUGGAGAAGCGGCGCGGAGGGAACUGAUGGAGCUAAGAAACGGGACUAGGGCGGAGGGAUACGUUUCCAUGGGAACCGCAGACCUAGCCAGUAAACCCGCGGACUUCCCCGCGGUGUCCCGCCCCCUCCCCUCCCCCUUUUUCCUGUAGCCUCCUCAUUUUCGUUCCCUUCUCCCUCCCCCUUUCCCCAUACUAGGGACCCCUAGCUCUAGCGGUCUUAAUACAGGUAGCUUAGACCGGCCUUAUGAAAGACCGUACAAUUUAACCGCUGAUGUUGCAGCUGUCGCCGCCUUUCUGCUUGGGGACCUGGUCUAAACUGCUACUCAGUCAUCUUUGGGGCUCAUCAGAGGUAAUCGGGAGUUUGGCCAGGACUUUGAACAGGCCGAUUUCACAAGGAAGAAUUCAGAAGGCAUAGAGCAACACUGUUCCAGGUUCCUUUGUCUGUUCCCAGCCAGAAGUCAGCCCAGAGUAUUCCUCUAGCAGAAAAGGCCCCUUAUAGGAGCAUUUAGUUUGGGAGAUGAGAAUAUCCUAAUGCUGCACCCACCCUAUUAGUUUGUCUGCCUCCGUUGCAGCAGUGACACUUCAGGCUGUGGAAGAAGUGAGCCCACUCAGGACAGCAGGAGCUACCCUCACUGCAGCCACAUCACUCCCCUUCAAAUAUUUCCCAUCUCUAAAGCAGGGAAGCCAAGAUGUCCCUUAUUCUAAGGAAAAGAGAAAAUGAGAAGGGGACUAACUUUACAUCAUAUGCUCUAAGUAAGACAGAAGGUGACGAGGAAAAGUUUGAAGAUGCCUAUGAAAUGAUCCCUGUGGCCACAACAAUGAAUCUAACAUCUUCCCUGGAGGAGUGCACAACUGGAUUGUAUUUAUUUCUAAAUAACAGAUUCUCUGAUGCCAUAGAUCUCAUUCACCCAUGGUCGAAAAACAGCAUAUACCAUGCUCUAAUCUAUAACAUCCUUAUGGUGGUCAAGGCCAUUUUGACGUUCGAGCCACAGGAUAUAGAGACUGGAAUGACCACUGCAAAGGAGGCUCUGAAAACCUGUAACAAUUUCCGAAGAAAGUUUAGGAUGAUGAAUUUUUCUCAUCUCGUGAAGAAACAGGGAAUAAAGGCUAUCAAAGAAGAGGAAUUGCAUGCUGAAGUCUGCUACGCGGAGUGUUUGAUUCUGAAAUCCACUGUAACAUUUAUACAAGAUGAAAGUAUGCUUGGUUUUCUUAAAAGUGCAAUCAACAUUGGGUUAAGUUAUCAAAUAUACAAAGACUGUCAACAGGUAUUAACACAGAUGCCUCACAGCCACAGCAAAACCUACAGACACCUGGUUGAAGGAGUAAAAUUUGGACUUGGAGCAUUCAAUCUGCUGUUAUCACUUGUGCCACCAAAGACACUUAAAUUACUCAAUAUUGUUGGAUAUUCUGGUGAUAGAGAGGUAGGCUUGACUUUGCUUUAUGAGAGUGCUUCCAAAUCCCAUAUAAAUAAUAUCUUAAGUGCUUUGACUCUAGUCUUUUAUUAUAGUUACAUCUAUGUAGCUAUUGGUGUUGAAAAGGGUCACAAUUCUGCUGUAGAGGAUCUCUUCCUAAUCUACCUCCAGAAAUUUCCAAACUGUGUCAUACUUAAAUUUUUUCAGGCACGUUUUAGUAUGCUGAAAGGAAAUUUUGAAAAUGCACAGUUAGUAUUAGCGGAGUGCAUUCUUAUUCAAAAUGAAUGGAAGCAGGUUCAUCACCUCUGCUACUGGGAACUCAUGUGGUGCCACAUCUUUCUGCGGAAUUGGAAGAAGGCUUACCGCUAUGCUGACCUCCUGUCUCAUUACAGCAGGUGGUCUAAGGCAAUAUACAUGUACAGUAAAGCCAUGCUACUCACCUUGCUUCCUUCCCAACCUGUGAAAUCGGUGAGUGAGGACAUAAGCUCUCUCUUCUUAAAAGUGGAUGGCCUGAGAAUCAAAAUUUUAGGAACUUCUGUGCCAAUAGAAAAGUUCGUUGCUGAGAAGGGGCAGCGCUACGGCACCACUACAGGCUGGUUUACAGCACAGCCCAUUCUGGAAUUCAUUUACGCCUGGAGUGGUUUCCGAGUCAUGAGCAAAAAGCUAGACCUUAUUUCAAGCUGGCUAUCGAUAAUUGAUAAAGGACAAGAUCUCUUGCGAGAAAAUCCAAAUACCGAGUAUGGCACAGAUGACCUAAGUUUGUUAAAUUUGCUGAAAGGUCUGUGCCUGAAACACUUAGGCAGAUAUUCAACGGCUGAGCAUUACUUUAAUUCUGUCAUCCAGAAGGAGAAAUUGUUAAAAUAUGACCAUUAUCUGGUGCCGUAUACUUACUACGAACUAGGAAUUCUACACUAUCUAAAAGGAGAUUAUGACAGGGCAACAAAAAACCUAGACAACAUAAAAAACUACAAAGACUAUUCCAUGGAAGCUCGAUUACAGUUUAGGGCUCACAUAGCCCUUGAACAAAUAGCUAAAGAAAAGUGAUGGUUUUGACACAAAGCGUGGUUUUGUUUAUCAUGUGUGAAGUAGCCACAAUCAGCAAGAAAAUUAACAGGUAGAAACAUCAUUUCUUUGUGGAAGAAAUCCAGAAAGAGACAGCUGCUAAAAAUCUGAUCAGCAGCAAGCAGGAAAGGGAUUGGCCAUUACUUUUCCCUCUUUCCUUCUCCAUACCUAUAAAAUGCAAUGUCUUAGACUGGCAAAUGGAGUGAUGCCCAUUCUUGAAAAAGAAAAUGCAAAGGAUGCACAGUUGAUCAUUGAACAACAUGGGGAUUAUGGGCACUGACCACGGGCAGUCAAAAAUCUACAUACAACUUUUGACAUCCCCAAAACUUAACCACUGAAAGCUUACUGUUCACCCAAAGCCCUGCCAAUAACAUAAACAGUCAAUUAACA